CCUUUCAGGUUGAUGGCAAUGUCUCACUGCUCUGGUCUCCUCUCCACGGCUGCUAAAAUCAACCUGCUGGUUCUGCUGGUCUCUGCGGUGUUUUCCUGGCCGAGCUUAAGUGAGAGAGUUCCCGAGUUUGCCCUUACGAAAAUAGAAGACAGCGACAUAAAAGAUGACAGCGGGACAGAGCCAAUAACAGAAGAUGAAGCUGAUCCCGAAGACUUAGAAGUGUUUUACCCAACACAUCAAUGGCAAACUCUCCAUCCAGGUCAAGCUGUUCCUGCAGGGUCGCAUGUACGAUUAAAUCUGCAGACAGGAGAACGAGAAGCCAAACUCGCAGGCGGCGAAAAUGGAAAAAGUGACGUGAGAGAAGAGAAAAGGAAGAAAAGGCUGGGCAAGAUGGAUAUUGACUCAAAUUCAUUCACGUCACAGGAGCUCAAAAAGGCUUUGGCUAAAAUGAAGGAAAGUGAGAAGACAGAAAGAAUGGCCCGUGAGGAAGAGGUGAGAAAGAAGUUCCGUCCCAUAGAGGAGCUGAAGGAGGAGUUUGAGAAGCUAAACGUGAAGCUGGAGACAGACUAUGAGAUCAUGGUCAAACUAAUCGGCAAAUUCAACAGCUCUGCUUCUACGCUGGAUGAAAAAGUAGCAGCGCUCUAUGAUCUGGAAUAUUACGUUCAUCAGGUGGACAAUGCCAAGGACUUCCUCUCCUUGGGUGGACUUCAACUGGUGAUCAAUGGGUUGAACAGCACGGAGGCCACACUCAAGGAACACGCCGCCUUCGUGCUGGGAGCUGCGCUGUCCAGGUGA
Tinamus guttatus (white-throated tinamou) is the source of this 795-nucleotide messenger RNA. Lineage: Eukaryota; Metazoa; Chordata; Aves; Tinamiformes; Tinamidae. The record is from RefSeq and is a predicted model, not a curated record.